Acanthaster planci (crown-of-thorns starfish) is the source of this 2602-nucleotide messenger RNA. It is a transcript of the gene gabarap, whose product is annotated as GABA type A receptor-associated protein. NCBI's taxonomy places the organism in Eukaryota, Metazoa, Echinodermata, Asteroidea, Valvatida, Acanthasteridae. The record is from RefSeq and is a predicted model, not a curated record.
GCAAUACUUGUGACUCGUCGGCAUAAAAUCCUUUCGCGAACAGAUUUUUCCAUUUCAUUCAAGCAAAGAAGCUUAUACAACAACAGUCUUAGUGUUUUGUGCCUAUUAACAGCUUGGGAAAGCUCUUACGAGACAAUAUUUUAUAUUAGAGGACACUUUUAGCAUUUUAAUGAUAUUUUGAAUUGAGGGACCUAUUUUGCAAUACGCCUACAAAAUCAAAACAUAGUGGUCAGGUUGAAAACUGAAGCAAGACUCAUCACGCAAGGACUGGAGCAAGUUUUUCGCUAUUUCUACACAUUUCCUACUCCCAGAAACUAAAAAAUCAAUGACGAUGAAGUGGGUGUAUAAAGAAGAGCAUCCUUUUGAGAAGAGGAGACAGGAAGGGGAGAAAAUUCGCAGGAAAUACCCGGACAGAGUGCCCGUGAUUGUAGAGAAGGCAGCCAAAGCACGCAUCGGUGACCUGGACAAGAAGAAAUACCUGGUGCCCUCUGAUUUAACAGUUGGCCAGUUCUAUUUCCUAAUCCGGAAGCGGAUUCAGCUGCGCCCAGAGGACGCUCUCUUCUUCUUUGUAAAUAAUGUUAUUCCCCCGACCAGCGCCACAAUGGGCCAGCUGUACCAGGAUCACCAUGAGGAGGAUUUCUUCCUGUACAUCGCCUACAGUGACGAGAGUGUGUACGGGGCCUAGAUGCAUCACAAAUUGUGUUACUUCACUGCACAUACAAGAAAAGAAAACACUGUAAAAACCUAAAUAAGAAACAAACAAAAAAAUUUGAAUAAGAAAUAGAAAAGCAAGAGAAACAAUUUGCCAUGAACUUUACUGAAUUUGCCAAACUUCAACACUAAUCAGGAACUGAAAAACAUUAGAACAUGACGGUAAUGAUGCCAGGGGUGCUGCAAAUCUGUCUUAAGUAGGCCAUUUUAAAAUCUGCGUAAUAGCGACAGCUAAGGAGAUGGCUUUAGCCUCUUACAGGUGGCCACUGUAGGUGCACACACAGCACCUACAAAUUUCAGGCAGGCCUUGUUCUUGUUUCUGAUUUUGGCAAAUUUGAGGGAGUUGGGUUGCACAUACUCGACGUCGAACUGUCAAAUUUCAUUUCAAAGCAGUUACCGCUCAUACAUUGUAGAAGUACAUGUACAUUUAUGUAAUACUGCAUUAAGAACUUAAAAAGAGCUUUUUGAAAUGAAAAGGAAAACCAGUUUCACUCCUUUACCUGUAUCCACUACACACCCAUCCUCAGUUUUUUGACAUGUAACUACGUAUCCCACAUGUGCAUGUGCAGGCAGAAUUCAGCAUACCAUCUUUAACUUACAUUUUCUUUGUUGGAAUUCCACAGUUUUAAUACUUUCAGUUGUGUAUUGUAAUGUACAUACGUGUUUAAUUACUUUGGCAGGAUUAAAGUCGGGUAAUUUUGUGCAUGCCCUAUUGCUUUUUUUCCAAGUCAUUCAUUAAACAAAUGCUAAUCGAGGAUUGGAAUCAAGGAUUGGUCAUUUAUUUUGAAACGAAACGAGAGGUGUUAUGUAAACUAAAGAAACAAACUCUUAAAACGCUUGCAUAUAUACAUGUACAUGUAUAUGUAUUACUCUGUUUACACAGAAAAUAUAAGAAGCUAAAAAUUCCAAUGAUACAUUUAAUUAAGCUGAAUUUAAAGGGGAAAAGUCACUCUUUGCACUACUAGCAUGACUAGGAAGCAGUGAAAAUUAAUGGUUGGACACUGGUUUCUGAGAAACACUUCCCUUCAAUUGGUAAAGUGUGAACCCUCGUAAAAUUUCUCACAGAGGCUAAUUGCAGGUUAUGGCUUUAUUCACCUAUACUAUUUUACCAAAUGUUUUAUGUCAAGAAAUCAAACAAUGGUGAACAUCAAACUAUGCUUUAGCUGUAAAUAUUACGUAAUUGUAGUUUAAUACAUGUUAAUAUAAUUUAUGAUACUUUCUCCGUUUUAUCAGAUGUUGGGACCCAAUAACGUCACUCAAUGUACGUAUAGCAUAACUUAUUUAACAUGAACUUACCUCAACCUGCACAUUUUUUUGGAAACCCAGUCGAGAAGUCAUUCCGUCAAAAUGAUGCUAGAGUCAUGUUGUAUUGUCGAUUCCUUGGGCAAUUUUCGAUGCCUUGGGCGCUACAUUUAAUUUUGAGUAGUGCUCAGAUUGUCAUCGCGGUAGUUAUCCAAAGGAGAAAAAAUGCACCAAACAAUUCAUAAUGAAAGUUUGCCGGCAAUUUAAAAACAAAUGCACGAUUGGCUUGAAAAAUCAACCGAAACUCUCCUAACUUCUUCAGUUAUUCGUAGUAUUUGCUAAUAAACUGUUCACAUGAAAAUAGUGCUUUUAUUGAUGUCACUCGUAAAAUAAAAUACUCCAAUGAAAUUCCUUAUGUCUGAAUUUGUUUCUUAUAGCAGUAUCGUAAAAAAAAGAAAAACAACCCCCCCCCAAGCAUACAUGUACUCUGAGUUAUAGCCGGUGUUACGCAUGUUUAUUCGAAGUUGAUUGAUUUUAAGUUAUUUGUGAGUUCAAACAUUAAAAACAUGUGUUUUGCUGUUUUGGGGAAUAUUCACGGAUACAUAUGUAAUUUUAAACUAGGAUUAAAAGUUUUGCCUGAGUAAUAAGA